AUGUUUAAAAAUCUGAGUACCGGUGCAAUCGGCAUCCGGGCAAAUAUGACAGAAGGCUUAGCGUUAGCAAAAAAUUCCGGUUUUGAAGGUCUCGACCUGAACAUUGACGAAGCCAACCAACUCGCACAGGAAAACUCUGUUCAACACGUGAAAGACCUCUGGUCAGAAGCGGGCAUCGCGAUGGGCGGAUGGGGAUUCGGUGUGAAUUGGCGUGGUCCCGAUGCUGAUUAUUACGCAGGCUUAGCACAACUACCCGAACGCGCAGCACUCGCCGCAGAGUUGGGUUGCUAUCGGACAACCACCGUCGUGGGACCCGCCUCAAACGACAUGACGUAUCAGGAGAAUUGGGAUUUUUCUGUCAAACGGCUCCGGCCUAUUGCCGAGAUUCUCAAAGAACAUGGACAUUCAAUCGGGCUUGAGUUCAUUGGACCGGCAACGAGCCGCAAAGGUUCCAAGUUCCUCUUCGCUUAUUCGAUGGAUGCGAUGUUAGGGCUUUCCGCUGCUGUCGGUACAGGAAACGUUGGACUGCUGUUCGAUACAUGGCACUGGUACACCUGCCGUUCCACAACCGACGAUGUUCGCAAACUUUCUGUAUCGGAUGUUGUUUACGUUCACAUCAACGAUGCACCUGCCGGUAUCGAUCCGGACGACCAGAUUGACAACAUCAGGUGUCUCCCCGCCGAAACCGGGGUAAUCCCGCUCACCGAGUUGAUGCAAAUUCUGACAGAUCUCGGCUACGAAGGACCCGUGACACCAGAACCGUUCAGCAAAAAGGUGGCCAGCAUGGAGCCUGCUGAUGCGGCGAAAGCCACAGCGGAAUCAUUGGAUCAGGUGUGGGAAAACGCGGGUCUGUAG
This is a messenger RNA of Geodia barretti, 855 nucleotides long. NCBI's taxonomy places the organism in Eukaryota, Metazoa, Porifera, Demospongiae, Tetractinellida, Geodiidae. The record is from the annotation of a GenBank genome assembly.